GUGCGCAGCAGCGACCAGGCCGAUGGCGGAGGUCAUUCCUUUUGCAAUUCCCAUGGAGAAUGACAAAACCUUGCUGGUGUGGGAGCUAAGCUGUGGGCCCACGGCGGAAGCCUUGCAUGUGAGCCCAACUAAGCAUUCUCUGUUCAUAGUCUUCUCCCAGUUUGGCCUUCUCUAUUCCGUUCGAGUCUUCCCAAAUGCAGCAGUGGCCGGUCCUGGCUUCUAUGCCAUCAUCAAGUUUUAUUCAGCAAGAGAUGCCCAGAAAGCCCAAAAGGCUUGCAACCAGAAGCAGCUUUUUCAGAACUCUCCUGUGAAGGUUCAUCUCAGCACCACACAUAAAGCAGUUCAACAUCAGACUCGUGCCUUAAAUAGCUCUCAGUGCCAAGAACUGGCAAAUUACUACUUUGGCUUUAAUGGAUGGUCAAAAAGGAUUGUCAAGCUUCAGGAACUUUCGGACCUUGAAGAAAGUGAAAAUGAAAAUAUUGGGGAGCCACUUCAGAAGCAGAGCUUGAAGUUCUUCUGUGCUGUAGAAGUGGUGUUGCCAUUCUAUGACUGCAGGAGUCCUGGAGUUGGCAUAGCUGAAGAACCUUUGGAUACACUGGAGGAAGGGACAUUAUCAUUUCUUAUGAAAAGGAAGACAGUCCAGAAGCUUGCUAUUCAGAAGGCUGUGUCAGAUGCGUUUCAGAAACUGUUAAUUGUGGCUCUUGUCUGGUGCUGACCUAUUUGGGCAUAUAUUCCUGUAAGAUACUCAUCUAUGUUUUUGUAAGCCUUGAAAGAAGCCCCUGCUGAGCUGUCACAGUUCUCUAAAAAUUUCACACCUCAAGACUGAUUCUGUUCUCUAUUUAGUUCCACAUUGCUUUGAAUAUUACAGGCUGUGCCCAAAGAAAUGGAUGAUUAGCCCCACACCUAUGGACAUCUAAUCUUUGAUAAGAGGGCCCAAAGUAUAAAAUGGAGGAAGGAGGCUCUCUUCAGUAAAUGGUGCUGGGAAAACUAGGUCGAAACAUGCAGAAGAAUGAAACUGAACCACCUUAUCUCACCAGACAAAAAUCAACUCCAAAUGGAUCAAGGACAUGGAUGUUAGACCAGAAGCUAUCAAAUACUUAGAGGAAAACUUUGGUGGAACACUUUCCCACCUAAACCUCAAGGACAUCUUUGAUGAUACAAACCCAAUUGCAAGGAAGGCUAAAGCAGAAACAAAUCAAUGGGACUACAUCAAAUUGAAAAGCUUCUGCACCGCCAAGGAAACUAUCAUACAAACAAAAAGACCCCUCACAGAAUGGGAGAAGAUCUUCACAUGCCAUACAUCAGACAAGAAACUAAUCACCAAAAUAUACAAAGAGCUCAGCAAACUUAGCAACAAAAAAGCAAAUGACCCCAUCCAAAAAUGGGCAGAGGAUAUGAACAGAACA
Molecule: messenger RNA, 1406 nt
Organism: Erinaceus europaeus (western European hedgehog)
Lineage: Eukaryota; Metazoa; Chordata; Mammalia; Eulipotyphla; Erinaceidae
Gene: RDM1
Product: RAD52 motif containing 1
Exons: 6
Coding region: 23-715 (230 amino acids)
Cellular component (GO): nucleolus
Molecular function (GO): RNA binding
Source: RefSeq, a predicted model, not a curated record